Messenger RNA from Aspergillus saccharolyticus JOP 1030-1, 936 nucleotides. RefSeq lists its product as uncharacterized. Gene Ontology annotation, molecular function: monooxygenase activity; iron ion binding; heme binding. The record is from RefSeq and is a predicted model, not a curated record. The transcript has a single exon. Bases 241 to 855 code for a protein of 204 amino acids. Lineage: Eukaryota; Fungi; Ascomycota; Eurotiomycetes; Eurotiales; Aspergillaceae.
AUACUGCUCUUCGAGACCCGUGUAGACACACGGCUGAAGCUCUGCAUUCUCUUUGACCUCCCGGCUGAGUUCAAGGCCCUGAUCAAGGAGUGGCACGAUCAGUAUAGCCUGAUUACUGUGUGCGGUUCGGCAGCCUCAAGAUCAUCUUCCUCGGCUCAUACGAGGUAGUGCACGAGCUGCUCAAGAAGCGCGGCAGCACUACAGUUCUUGGCGGAUCGGGUCAGCAACGGGCUGCUGCCGAUGUUUCUGCUCUUUGCCGAGAAAUGGAAGACGCAUCACCGGCUGCACACCUCCCUGCCGACUAUCCAGGUCAGCCAACAGUACCAGGCGGUGCAAGCCAUGGAGAGCACGCAGCUGGUGUAUCAGUUGAUCAACACGGAGGAUGACAAGGAAACCUCAGAUGAGAGCAAGUUUCCGGCGCGAUUCCAGCGCUACGCGGCCAGUCAGAUCUGUAACCUAGCGUACGGCAAGCACAUGCCGCGCGGGGACGAGCGCGAGGUGCGCGAGCUGGAGGACGUGAUGAACGGGAUCCUGCAGGAGAACCAUCUGGGCGAGGAGGUGGUUCCGGUGCUGGAGCUGUUCUCGGGGGUCAUGGAGUGGGUGCCUGGCUUCCGGGCUAAAAGCGCAUCGCCCAGUCUAGCGGAGCAGCAAACCGUCAUCUUCCAACGGAACAUGCACCACGCCCUAACCACUGCAUCUACCUCCUCAUGGAACUGGUGCAAGGAAGCGGUAGCAGCGACCACUAACACCACCAGCCUAACACCUCCUUCAUCAUCAGCGGAUGGAAUGGAGGUUAGCAGGGGACGAGAGGAGGAAGGUGGUGGAGAGGGCGACGUGGAGGGAGGAAGUGCUUGAGAAGAAUGGGAGGGGGUUGUAGCCCUUAGGCGAGAGACGAGUACAGUGCAGAGGUGCACUGUACUUUACUGUCCUCACCUU